Amborella trichopoda is the source of this 6301-nucleotide messenger RNA. RefSeq names its product transmembrane and coiled-coil domain-containing protein STS1. Lineage: Eukaryota; Viridiplantae; Streptophyta; Magnoliopsida; Amborellales; Amborellaceae. The record is from RefSeq and is a predicted model, not a curated record.
CCUCGAUUCCGUCCUGGACCAGAAAUAGCCGGGUUUUACUACCCCACCUUCUUUCGCUCAGUUCCGCGUGGGAAGGAGCAGUAUGCGGCGGUCCGGCAUUUGGAACUGGUCCUAGGGUCGGGCAUUUCAAACUGGUAGAGAGAGAGAGACGGAGACAUAAAUUUGACUUGAGGAGUUGAGAUGAAAACAAGGUGUUGUAGAUAGAGAGGCAGAUGAAAAGUCCUGUAUUUAGGUAGAUUGAGAUAUUUUGAGACUUGAGAGAGAGAGAGGGGGUGACACAGAAGGAACAAUAACACAUAUGACGACCUCUGAAUUGAAUUCGACGCAGAGAUAUGCUGCAGGAGCCUUAAUGGGUUUAGCUCUGAGGCAAGCCCAGAUUCACCAGACUCGACCCUUAGGCUUCCCUCCCAACAACGAUGAAGAAGAAGAAUCCCAUCAUCAUCAUGAUGAUCUCCAUGUCUUGCCUGAGGAAUUAUCCCAGCUUUGGACGCAUCCAAACUAUGGCCUUGUCCGUCCCAUUUUCCGGUUCUUGGAUAUUGAUCCUAUAGCAUGGACUGGACUUGAGGAAACAGCCCUGUCUUCUUCAGCCAAACACCAUAUUGGAGCAUUUCUCAGGCUACUUUCAGAAGAAAAUUGUGAUAAAGAUUCAUCAGAGAAGAUUGAACAGGAGUUUGCACUGUCAAAGGCAGUUGAUGCUGCAACAAUGAGCUUAUUGGAUUCCACCUCCUGUUCAACUCAUAUUACUCAAGGGAGCCAGGAGGUCCAACAUGAGAGGGAUCAAAGAAGUUCUUCAAGCAAUAUGCAAGAGGCUUCUGAAGCAGAUGGUACAACCCCUAGUGUUUUAAAAACAACGAAUCCUAAUAUCUUUCAUGACAGGGAGGGCAAAUUAUUGAUCCAAGAAAAGGAUGGGGAGGACAAGUCUGAGAGCCGGAGUAAUAGCAAUAGUGACAAGCCACUGCAAGAAGCUAAGCUAGUUUGUUAUCAGCGCAAAGUUGCAGUUCUCUUUGAUCUCCUUUCUGCUUGUUUGGCUGACACACCUGAAGAUGAAAAGAAAGCAUCACGGAUCAGGAAGGGUUAUGAUGCACGGCAUCGUAUUGCUCUUCGGUUGUUGGCCACAUGGCUGGAUGUGAACUGGAUAAAAAUGGAAGCUAUGGAGAUAAUGGUUGCUUGCUCUGCAAUGGCUGCAGCAAAAGGGGAUGAAUCACAUACAGAGAAUGUGGAAGCAGAAAAAGGCAAGUGGUCCAAGUGGAAGCGUGGUGGCAUUAUAGGAGCAGCUGCAUUAACUGGAGGAACCUUGUUAGCUGUUACUGGUGGUCUAGCAGCUCCAGCAAUUGCAGCAGGAUUUAGUGCCCUAGCACCUACUCUAGGAGCGCUUGUCCCUGUUAUUGGAGCAAGUGGAUUUGCUGCUGCUGCUAGUGCUGCAGGAUCAGUUGCUGGAUCAGUUGCUGUUGCUGCCUCUUUUGGGGCUGCUGGAGCUAGCCUUUCUGGUAGUAAAAUGGCAAGGAGGAUUGGCGGUAUUGAUGAAUUUGAAUUCAAACCUAUUGGGGAGAAUCAUAAAAAUGGACGACUGGCAGUUGGUAUUUUUGUAUCUGGAUUUGUCUUUGAGGAGGAAGACUUUGUGAAGCCAUGGGCAGGAAAAGAAAGUAACCUAGAGAGAUAUGCACUACAGUGGGAAUCAAAGAACUUGAUCACAGUAAGCACUGCAAUACAGGACUGGCUGACAUCAAGCCUCACAAUGGAACUAAUGAAGCAGGGUGCCAUGUUGACUGUAUUAAAUACACUUGUUGCUGCAUUGGCCUGGCCAUCUACUUUGCUUGCAGCUACCAAUUUCAUUGACAGCAAAUGGUCCAUAGCAGUGGACAGAUCAGACAAAGCAGGACAGCUCUUGGCUGAUUGUUUACUAAAAGGCCUGCAGGGAAACAGGCCUGUGACUCUCAUUGGUUUUUCACUGGGAGCACGAGCAAUAUUCAAAUGUCUUCAGCAUUUGGCUAAAGCAGGAGACAGGGGUGGCCUUGUAGAAAGAGUUGUUCUUCUUGGUGCCCCGGUUUCUAUCAAAGAUGAGCACUGGGAGGAUGCUCGAAAGGUAUUGCAAAAGAUGCCUGCUGAACAUAUCCAGAUAGGCAGGGUAUCGCAAACCCCUACCUCAUCCUCACCCAUAGAUUUUCCUGUCAAUACUCAAGUCUGUUGGCGAAUAUGCUUUCCAGAAAUGCAUUAUUAGUGCUUGUCCUCUAGAAACAGAAGCUGUUCACAAGAUUCUAUUUGUACUCCUAGAGUUUAUCAAGUAUUGUAAUAGGGAGAUUUGGGGCUCCAUUUUAGGUAAACCACGAAAUCUUUCCCAGCACUAAUUUAUCCCAUUUGCACCUAGAUCAUUCAGUUACAAACUCCAAAUGUUUAGCAUUUCAGGAAGAUUUUGCAUUGAAGGGUCUGGUGUGUUAUUGAUCGGUUACAUUUGGGAACUAGAUGGGAUUGAAAUUUCAGGAUGUGUUUCAAUAACUUGCUUAAAAUUGGAAGAAUGUUACUCGGUGGGUACCCCUCUUGAUGUACUGAACUACUGAUAAAAGAAGAGACAGGUGAGUUUUCUAUUUCUUGGUUGGAGCUUCUAACUGCAGGAUUUUUGCUUAACUGAUACAUCUCUCUAGAAUUUUCAGAAAUUUAGUCUAUCCUACUAUCCAGCUAGUCUUGUCAUUGGUGAACAGUAUUGGUGGACUUGAUCCCCAGCAAGACUUAAGAGCAAGGUGUAAAAUCUUUUCUAUUCAGCAGUGUCUGGAAGAACAACAAAUCAUAUGGGUCAGAUCACUAAUGGCUUUUAUUGAUUUUCAUAAGGCAAUUACAAAAAAUAAAAAAAUAUGUUCUCAUACAUUUUUGGGUGGUGAACAUUGGUCAAAGAUGUUCUUUGAUUUUGUUUCCUUGCAUAGAAUAAUACAUUACAUGUAAUGGUGUCGUUCAAUGUGAAAAGAAUGCAUAAAAUAGAAAUUUGUGUUGCUUUUGCGGUUUGCCAUUUAUUGUAAAUCUUGACCUAAAGCUAUCUGAAGUCCAUUAGGACUACGAUUGUGUCAUCUGGUAAUUCUCCUGUUGAAUGUGUCACCAUUUGAAAAGAAAAUUAUAUUAAGCUUCAAAUUUUUGGGCAUUCAAUGUGUAUCUUCUCAUCUUCUGAGAGACCUAAUUUGGUUUGCUAGAGCUAUGUUUUCCUUGGUUGCGUUGAAAACCAGAAAAUUUUUAGGUAUUAUGUUCCUAUGUCAAAAAGACUUUGUAAUCUCAUGUCAUGGGUCUUCUACAGGAGUAUUUUGUCUGACAACUUGGUGCUUCUGAUUAUUUGUCAUACUUAUGCUGUUUUUCCAGGAUAUUUUCCAUGCUUCCUAGUAAGAGUCUACACCGAAAUAGUUCAGCAUAGAAAUCCCCAUGCAGAUUUGAAUGGGGCAUAGGAAGCUACUGGGCCUAUCACGAAAUCGGAUAUUGUUAAUCACUUGAGCUUAAUGGACAAUGGUUUAUUCUCAGUCGACCUUGAUAUUUCUGUUAGGGAUUCAUCAACGAUCUUGACAGAUUCUCGAUUUUAAUAAGUAGCAUGAGUAGAAAAAAGAUAGACAUACCAAUCGUAUGUUUAGUGGCUCUUGAAUCAAUGAUCCAGGGAGCUUGAGAUUGAGUCAUGGAAACAUGAUUUGUGAGGAUGUGGAUCUUACUGAUUGGGCAAGUUGCGACUUAGAGGAAGAGGAACGCUCAUCAUGGGUUGUCAAGUUUAAGGUCAAGAAGCUCUCUCUUGGAAAAAUAGUCACCAACUCAUCCUUAGGUAUAGACGUUGUGUGGUCACAAAGUAAAUGACCAGUAGUAUCCUGUUGCAACACAAAGUAUGACUAGUCUUCUCACUAGUCAUUGCUGUGUAGGCACAAGUUGAAUUAUGCUUAGGGCAUCCAAUGAGAUCCCAACACGUCUCCUUAGUUUGUCAAGAUUUUCCACAAUGAGCACGUUUCUAUUUAUGUUUUUCUUUGGGAGUGAAGCUUCUAGUACCACCACUAUGCACUCUACCUCAACCACCACUGUGGCCCCCACCACGACCAUCAAAAGAGUUUUAAACAAGGCCAGAUGGACCUUUCAAAUUCAACAAUAGAUGCGACCAUAAUUUCCUACAAGUUUCCCUACAUUUAAGAAAUGAAAAUACUAUCUCAAGUGAUCUGAGAUAUUCACCGCCCAAAACAUUAGAUUGAAUAGUUUCGUAUUCUAGAUUAUGACCCCCUAAAAGAUCAAAUAUCUUAUUUUAUUCCAACCUCUCUUUGCUCUUUAGCAUAACAAGAGCAGUUUAUGGGCUAAUAGUUGUUUUGGUUCAUCCGAAAGACCCCAUAGAAAAUCACCAACUCAUAGAUCUUUUGUCUGAAGUUACUAAUUUGCUGCUCCAACCCAUAAGUUUUUACAAUAUUCGUCUUCUAUAAGCAAGCUUCAAGCACUACAUUCCAUAUUCUUUUGAAGUAUUGUUAUCCAUAAAUGUAAACUCAAGUUUGGCUGCGUAGAACUUAAAAGUCAGUUGCUCAUAUUCCUAUCAUCCGCUUCCCAAUCUGCAUAAGAUGGAUCUUUAACAUUUGGUUUCACUAUACAACCAUCAGCCCUCUUUGUUUUUCCACCUAGGAGCAAUUGAACAUAUCUUGCCGACUUCAAGUACUUUGUCCCAUCAAAUUUUGUAGUAGUGAUUUGAAAGCCUGAAUACUCCACCUGAUGUUUGUUGUGACAUUAGAUCUCUUUGAAUGGUCUCUGUAAACAUACAUAGUGAAAAAAAUAAUAGUCGAUCAUAAAAUUGUGUAUGCAAGGGUUACUAUUUAAACGUCAAAUAGUUGUUGUCAGAUCUCUAUCAGUUUUCAUCUAACCAACAAGAAUCUUUUGAUUUGAUUCAAACCUCAGAUGAUUUCUCAUUAAACAAUAGCUAAGUAUUGGAUCAUCCAAUCGAUAGACCAAAAAAACCUUAUGACACUUAAACGAAAAACUGAUUUCUUGUUAGACAAAUGGCCAAGUACUGUAUCAUCAUAAUGCUCAAAAAAAUGGGAUCUACUUGGGAUAACCCUUGCUUACUUCGCAUUUUCAAGUUGUUUGGCCGUGCAACUGCUAACCUUAAUUGUACGGCUAGAGUUUUACUAGACCAAGUUCCAAAAUUAUGGACGUUGCUAUAGAUCUUCAAAUCAUGACCUUGCCCUAUAUCUCUAAAUCCAAACAUGGUUUUGUUUUCCAAGUUGAAUGUAAUAGAUUGAGACUUAGAUCUGAAUGUUAUUACAUAUCUCGUGCAAUAAGAAAAGAAGAGAAGUUAAUAGAAAAAGUGAAAGUAUAUGAUAAGGCCAUUCACCUUAAGUACAGGUUCACAAUCGUUCUUAGCUGUUAGAUGUAAAUCGGAUGACUGAAGGUAUGUCAAUGACCAGGUUCAAAGAUCAAAAGAUUUUUUUUUUUAACUUUUUCACAUAACCCUAGCCGGAUUUCAUUUCUAACAUUUAGGAGUAACUUUUUCACAUUGGACAAGUUGGGUAGAAUGUGUUGAAUUAGUCCAGUGUUUAAGAGGAAUGGCAGUCAUAUAUUAUUGACAUAAAAAAUAAAUGCAAGAACUAUAGAAAAAUUCCUUAUUUUUAAAUAUUGAGUCUCAAUUAUGCCCCUAACCAUAGUUACUAGAAUCUUCCGUCCCAGAUGGAGAUUCGGCUUUGGAAUCUCACUCCAGCGCUUCAAAUAAUGAAUUUUCAUAUAAUCCAGAUUUUUAAAUUUAGGAUUUUUGCUUCCACUUUUAGUGAAUCUUGAUUUGAGUUCCUUGGGAUCAAGGUUCAGCAACAUCAAUUCCCAGGUUUCAUAGGUGCACCGAAUCGUGAUUCGAUCACCAAGGGUUUAAAGUUUUGAUAACACGAAAUCAGGAUUCAAAUGCAAAUAUCUAGAUUUAUUAAGCUAUUAACAAAGUAUCAUACUAUUGUCUUUUGAGCAUAAGUGUCAAGCAGCAAACCAGACCAUUACAGGUAAGAUCCGCACCUCCUUCUGAAAUCCGAAUCAUAGCUCACUGCCCAUAGCCCCCAGUGUUGGGUCUUAAAGUGUCAAGCAUCUAGAGCUUGAAUAGCUUGAGCUUGACAUCCCUAUCUUAAGGCAGAAGAUCCUCUUUUAGGCAUGAAACUAAGCUUUAAAUCCCACACAAACAUUGGUUUUCUUUGUAUAUCGAUUAAUUUCUUUAAGUGUGCAUUUUAAUGGUUUAAUCUAGUGACUAAGUCUAAAAACUAAAAAAUGAUGUACAUUUACGUGUGUGGUAUGUCAGUUGAACAUGUGACUUUUGUUCCAAGUUGCAUGUCUUGCACUA